AUGGCCACAGCACAAUACACUGUCCUUCUCACAGGAGCCUCCAGAGGAAUUGGCUUACAUUUAACAAAACAUCUUCUCCUCGGAGGAAAAACAGUUUACGCCACCUGUAGAGAUCCAUCCAAUGCCAAAUCAUUACAACAAUUAAAAGAAGAAUAUUCCGAAAAGUUGAUUAUUGAAGCCUUGACUGUCAAUGAUGAAGAAAGUAUUAAAACAUUGGUUGAAAAAUUGAGGAAUAAUAAUCGUACAUUUAAUGUAUUAAUUAAUAAUGCUGGAAUUUAUUCUACAAUGCAAAAGGAAACUUUACUGAAUUCUACUAAAUCUUCCAUGUUGGGUACUUUUGAAGUCAACUGUGUUGCUCCAAUGUUAAUUACUCAACAUUUGUAUAAUGCUAAAUUAUUGGAAAAGAAUGCAUUAAUUGUAAAUAUUUCAAGUAUUAUGGGAUCUAUUCAGGGAACUACUCAAGCCAAACGUGGAGUGAGUUAUUGUUGCUCUAAGGCUGCUCUCAAUAUGUUUACAAAGAUGGUUAGUAUUGAAUUGCCAAAUGUAUGUUCCAUUUCUGUCCAUCCUGGAUGGGUAAUUACAGAUAUGGGAGGAGAGAAUGCACCUGUUCAACCAGAUGAAAGUGCCUCAGGUAUUGUUAAAUUAAUUGAUACUUUUGAUCCAAAAACUCAAAAUGGAGCAUUCUUACAAUAUGAUGGAACUGUUUUAGAUUGGUAA
Messenger RNA from Naegleria gruberi, 717 nucleotides. RefSeq lists its product as uncharacterized. Gene Ontology annotation, molecular function: oxidoreductase activity. The record is from RefSeq and is a predicted model, not a curated record. The transcript is spliced from 2 exons. NCBI's taxonomy places the organism in Eukaryota, Heterolobosea, Eutetramitea, Acrasida, Naegleriidae. The coding region runs from base 1 to 717 and encodes 238 amino acids.